Oncorhynchus keta (chum salmon) is the source of this 1617-nucleotide messenger RNA. RefSeq lists its product as uncharacterized. NCBI's taxonomy places the organism in Eukaryota, Metazoa, Chordata, Actinopteri, Salmoniformes, Salmonidae. The record is from RefSeq and is a predicted model, not a curated record. The coding region runs from base 4 to 390 and encodes 128 amino acids. The transcript has 3 exons.
CCGAUGGGAAGGGGCGGUCCGAUGGGGAGGGGUGGUCCUAUGGGAAGGGGCGGACCUAUAGGGAGAGGCGGACCUAUAGGGAGAGGUGGACCUAUAGGGAGAGGCGGACCUAUGGGCAUGGGUCCUCCUCCACCCCCACCCAUGCACCUGAGAGGCCCCUACCCACCAAUGCACAGACACGGCCCCCCUCCGCCUCCCUCCCUGGGCCACCCUGGUUUUAGAGGGCACCCCCCACACCCCAGAGGAAGAGGCAUGUCCCCCGGUCCCCCACGCCACUUCCACCCCAGGGGCCCCAGAGGCUACCACAAUGGACCAGCUUCUCCUCCUCAUCAUCCCCCACCUGGCAGAGGCCAGAGGUGGCCAGGGCCCCCUGGUGGCCGACGGUUUUAAUGCAGCCUGCCCAAAAAUAAUACAGUAACAGAGAGCUUUACAGUCUAUAGCAGCGAGCCUACUGGGCUGGGGUGGCUAAACUGAGCUAAGAGCACCUUAAUAUGUGUCAUAAAAAGAAGACCCCUUUUUAAACAUUCUUAUGGAACACCCUGUAGCCAAAUAUCUGGAUAUUGAUAUCGUAUACCAGAGGAGAAGAUGUGAAUCAACAAGUGGACACUUAAAUGCCUCAGACCUUAACAGUACAAAAAGGCAUUCUCACUUUCAUUGUAACUUUUGUUAUUAGAAAAAAAUGUGCUCUUGGUAUUAGGACAAAGUUGUAUAGUAUUGAGAGAAUAAAAAUAUGAUUUUUAAAAAGAGUCCCAAAGGGAUGAUAAAUGUUGAUAUUCAAAUCCCUUAGAUGUCAUGUGGUCUUGUGGUGGUCACUCUGUGAACCUUAAGGAAUGUCUGACCCUAAUAAAAAGAGAAAUUACACAUUGUGUGUGAUUGAGAAAGAAAAGAAGGAGAGAAAGAAGGAGAGAAAGAAAGAAAGAAAGAAAGAAAGAAAGCAAGGUGCAACAGCCCUCAAGCACCAGUUACUAGCACUAGUUUCUUACACCUUGGACCUCCCUAACUUUCCCUUUUGGUACAUGGAUAUACUUUUGUAUUACAACUUCACCAAGCAGUACACAACUACAGCAAAAGCUGUUUAGACUCACGUACACAUUCUUAAGUGAAAAGACAAUAUUUUUCAUGUCAAGUAUUCAUGAUUAUUUUACGUGACAUUUUUAUAUGAUUCAUGUGCAGCUAUUUUAAGUUAAUGCAUAUUGCUAUUUGGAACAAUUCAUGUUUGUGUUCAGCAAUCUAUAUUGUGGAAUGACUAAAGAACUUAAAUUAAUAUUAUAUUGAAAUAAUAUAAUAAAUAUAUAGUAUAUAUACUAGCAGCAUUUACAGUAUAUUUGAAAGCAAAUUACGAAACAAGUAAUUGCUUCAGUUUAGUCUAAGAUACUUACUAUUCAGUGUGUUAAGUUUUGAAGUGUUAUCAUACGUUAUACUUACUGUAACUGACAUAACUUUGUGGAUUUGUGGAUGUACUUUUGGAAAACAGUAACAACUAUGACGUAGUCGUGAAGGACAAAAAUAAAAGUAAAACUUAACUGAACUGCUCUUUUUAUUGUUUUUUUAAAGUCCAAGUCUGAGAGUCAACUUGACACAACAUGACUGUAAUUUAAUAAAGAGAAUGGACAACAA